Hordeum vulgare subsp. vulgare (domesticated barley) is the source of this 1456-nucleotide messenger RNA. Its product is annotated as NAC domain-containing protein 66-like. NCBI's taxonomy places the organism in Eukaryota, Viridiplantae, Streptophyta, Magnoliopsida, Poales, Poaceae. The record is from RefSeq and is a predicted model, not a curated record. The transcript has 3 exons. Gene Ontology annotation, molecular function: DNA binding. The coding region runs from base 177 to 1382 and encodes 401 amino acids. Gene Ontology annotation, biological process: regulation of DNA-templated transcription.
UUCAUUCCCCUCGACUUGACUCCUCUCCCCUACUGCUCCCUCCCCUAGAUCGUUUCAUCAAUCGUUGCUACUUGUAGGAUAUAUAACUAGGUGGAGCAUUGCACUCCAACUACAGUAGCGUCUUCUUUACCUACUUAUAUAGUGAUCGCUGUGUGUGUGAGAUUCAUCCAUCGAUCAUGAGCAUCUCCGUGAACGGGCAGUCGGUGGUGCCGCCGGGGUUCCGGUUCCACCCGACGGAGGAGGAGCUGCUCACCUACUACCUCGCCAAGAAGGUCGCCUCGCAGCGUAUUGACCUUGACGUGAUCCCCAACGUCGACCUCAACAAGCUCGAGCCAUGGGAUAUCCAAGAGCGUUGCCGGAUCGGAACGGGCCCGCAGAACGACUGGUACCUGUUCAGCCACAAGGACAAGAAGUACCCCACGGGCACGCGCACCAACCGUGCCACCACCGUCGGGUUCUGGAAGGCCACCGGCCGGGACAAGGCCAUCUACUCCGGCGCCGGCUCCGGCCGCAUCGGCAUGCGCAAGACGCUCGUCUUCUACAAGGGCCGCGCCCCCCACGGCCACAAGUCCGAUUGGAUCAUGCACGAGUACCGCCUCGACGCCGCCACCAACCCCGCCUUUGCCGCCGGCGACGCCAGUACCUGCUAUUACUCCGGCAACUCAGCCUCAUCCCCGAUACGCGGCGUGGCCGGCGACCAGUCGUCGGCGCAGGAGGACGGGUGGGUCAUCUGCAGGGUGUUCAAGAAGAAGAACAUCGUCGUCCAGCACCAAGCUGCCCAGAGCAUCGGCGGUGGCAAGCUGCGCGGCGCCGCUGCCAUGGCGCGCAGCCAGAGCAACUGCUCGUCGACGGUGACCACCGACAGCGACCACGCCAGGGCGGCCCAUAUGCAGCAGCUGCUGCACUACUCCGGCAGCGACGACGCGCUCCACCACAUCCUACCACACUACAUGCAUAGCCGAUCUUCCACGACGCCGUGCAAGCAGGAGACCAAGCCCACCAACCCAUCAUCGUCAGCGCUGGACCAGCUGAUCAACAGCGCGUGCCACAGCGGCAGCAACACCCUACACGAGAAGUUCAUGAAGCUCCCGCCGCUCGAGCACUACGUCCCAGGCGGGCUCCUGCCGCCGCCGACCGAGUACGGCGGCGACUGGGACGCUCUCGACCGGCUCGCGGCCUACGAGCUCAACGGCCUGUCCGACGCCGUGUCGACCAAGACGACGAAUGGGGUGCCCUUCCUGCUCGACGAGCAUGGCGGUAACAUGCUACAUGGUUCCUCCGUCACCGGUUCCGGCGACGGCGACCUGUGGAGCCUGGCGCGGUCGGUGUCAUCGCUACAAGCUGAGUUGAGGAUAACCUGUUUUAACGCUGUCGGAUGUUGACACUAUAAGGACAUUUUCAUGUACCGAGUUAAUAUGAUUCAUAUUGAACGGACGCCCCAUCUUUGGAUAAUAUG